CAGGCGUCACUGCCUCGGACUGGCUGCGUGCAAAAGGGGUAAGCGGCUAGCGCACAGAUUUCCGAAAGUAACAGACAGUGUCCGUCAAGUUGGAGAUCACUCCGAUGCCAUUGACCGUGAUAGGGAGAACUCCGCCCCUUCCCGGCCCGGCCCCGCCCCGCCGUCACGAGCUCCCAGGGCCGCAUUCGGAAGCUGUUGCGGCGACGCGAGGUGCAGGAUGAAGUGGCGGGCGGUGGGUUGGUGCUCGCUGCUGGCUGGUUUCGCCGUCUUCACAUCCGCGCAGUUUGUGCCGCCGUAUACUGAAGAUUGCAGAAGAGGCAUGUAUCCACCAACAGGCCCCACAUUUAAGGGAAGUGUUCCUUGGUACAAGAUAGAUCUUGAUGCAACUCCACGUAAAAGAUGGAAUCAGUUGAUUAAUGAUAAAAAAGUGGAGUUGACCAAUUUAAUCCAGGUGAUCAAGGACUUGGCAAUUGAUUUCUUCCCCAGUGGAAAAUUAAUUGAACUAGUGGAUAAAGGUUUGGCUCCACUUGUUGAUACACUUCCUUCUCCAUUUAAUGAAGAACUAAAGGGAAUUGCAGAUGUAUCUGGUGUGGCUUUGGGAGAAAUUAUGUUGUUUAAUAUCUUCUACGAAGUGUUUACAGUGUGCACGUCACUUGUAGCUGAAGAUAAAACAGGGAAAUUGUAUCAUGCUAGAAAUCUGGAUUUUGGAUUAUUCCUUGGCUGGGAUAUAAAAAACAAUAGCUGGAGGAUUCCGGAAUAUCUUAGACCUCUAACAGUUAAUCUAGAUUUCCAGAGAAACAACAGAACUGUAUUUAAGUCUACUAAUUUUGCCGGAUAUGUAGGAAUGUUGACUGGCAUGAAACCGGGAACAUUUACACUCACGAUGAAUGAACGUUUCAGCAUCGAUGGGGGAUAUAUUGGCAUCAUUGAAUGGAUCCUGGGAAAGAGGAAUGGUGUAUGGAUGAGUUUCCUCACUCGAUCAGUGUUGGAGAAUGCCACCAGUUAUGCACAAGCCAAGGAGCUAUUAGCUAAUACAGAAAUGUUAGCUCCAGCGUAUUUCAUUCUUGGCGGCAACCAGUCGGGUGAAGGUUGUGUAAUCACACGCUCAAGGACAGCUAGUCUCCAUAUCUGGGAGCUUGACAUUAAACGUGGCGGAUGGUAUGUGCUAGAGACAAAUUAUGACCACUGGAAGGAGCCGUUGUUCCUGGAUGAUCGUAGAACUCCUGCAAUGAAAUGCAUGAAUCAAACAACACAGGCUAAAAUCUCUUUAGAAACUAUUUAUGAUGUUUUAUCUACAAAGCCAGUUCUCAAUAAGUUGACUACAUACACCACCCUAAUGGAUGUGUCUGCCAGAACAUUUGAAUCGUAUUUACGUGACUGUCCAGACCCAUGUAUGCCGUGGUAGAACUCUCCACAAGAUAUGCAGAAUGGGAUCUCACUACUGCAUCUGAAUAUGUGCAGGAAAUUUGAGCUGCAGCAAAGCUGUUUUAUAACUCUACUGAUUUACUGUUAAUUUGCUGUAGAUAAAGCUAAUGAAUUAGACUAAAGCUUCACAUGUCUUCAGAAUGUAAGUUGUAGAGAAUGCUUUGUGUUGUCAUUUUGCUACUGUUUAAACUAGCAAACGUGGUUAUUUGUAAAGUGGCCUUUUGUCUGUCUUCUCUUUUAAUAAAGAACUUUGGCAAAGAGGUUUAACAAAGAA
Molecule: messenger RNA, 1699 nt
Organism: Pristis pectinata (smalltooth sawfish)
Lineage: Eukaryota; Metazoa; Chordata; Chondrichthyes; Rhinopristiformes; Pristidae
Gene: asah1b
Product: N-acylsphingosine amidohydrolase (acid ceramidase) 1b
Exons: 14
Coding region: 218-1405 (395 amino acids)
Biological process (GO): fatty acid metabolic process
Cellular component (GO): lysosome
Molecular function (GO): N-acylsphingosine amidohydrolase activity; fatty acid amide hydrolase activity
Source: RefSeq, a predicted model, not a curated record